UGUUUGUCAAAACGUGUGUUGCGCUGCCGCGACUGGAGAUUUUUAUUUGUUCUUGUGAUGCCAUGGCCUACUGUUGUGUUCCAAAGUGCAAUUCGGAUGGUAAAUGUAAGUUACCUGGCAUUUCGUUUCACGAGAUUCCUAGCGACAGUGAAGCGAGAGCAGCUUGGUUAAAAGCCAUCGCUAGGAAAGACUGGACGCCGAAUACGACAUCACGUUACUCGGUUGUGUGUAGCCGUCAUUUUAUACCCACGGACUACAAAGAUGGAUGUAAAACAAGGAAACUCAAGAGGGGAGCAACUCCCAGCGUUUUUGACGACUACCCUGAAUACAUGCAACCGAAGCCGAAGAAAUCUAGGGGCGAUGCGGCUGUGAGGAAACGGGCGGUCGCUGUUGACAUCGCUGCUACACGGCCUCUCAAGAAACGGACAUCAACCAGCCUUUUUGUUGGAGCUGACGAAGACUCGGUACGCCAGGACGGACCUUCCCCAAGUUUUAGCUAUCCAGGUACCACAGAACAUCAGUGUUUCGACCUUCCAGAGCAAGCUGAGGUGCAUGCUACUACUGAACCUAUCUCGAAACACCAAGCCACUCAAGUAGAUGUUCGCAGCAGCAUUUCGGUUUUGGAACGCCGGAAAUUGCGACGUAAGGAGCGUGAUUUAAAGGGACAGAUACAGCGGCUGCGACAAACUGUCGAUAAAUACAAAGAACUCAAGCAACUAAAAGAAGAUUGCAAUUUGACUGCUUUUGUCAAAGUAGUUGAAGCAGCACAAGAAAAACAUGUAGGAGCCUGCAUCCUUGUUGACCAGGUGACUAACUUGUCCAAAGUCAGGCCUACAUACUCUGAAGUUACAGUUCGUAACUGCAUUGUCUUAAGAAAUUUAUCAGCAAAAGCUUAUGAAUUCAUAAGAAGUAAGAAUCUCCUGAAGCUUCCAAGCCGAGCGACCUUGCAGAGGUUUCUGGGAGUGACGACUGGUGAAGUGGGAUUCACAAGUCUUGUGAAAGCGCGUCUCAAAGCAGAACUGUAAAAUCUGAACACGCAGCCACAGCAAGCAAAAGUGUGCUCACUCGUUGUUGACGAAAUGAGGAUACGACAACGCCUCCAAUACAACAAGCAAAGAGACACCUUUGUUGGAGAAGUUGACUUGGGUCAGGAUUUUGGAACUCCAACGAAAGG
Dermacentor silvarum is the source of this 1174-nucleotide messenger RNA. Its product is annotated as THAP domain-containing protein 1-like. Lineage: Eukaryota; Metazoa; Arthropoda; Arachnida; Ixodida; Ixodidae. Gene Ontology annotation, molecular function: sequence-specific DNA binding. The record is from RefSeq and is a predicted model, not a curated record. Bases 63 to 1025 code for a protein of 320 amino acids. The transcript has a single exon.